Molecule: messenger RNA, 3603 nt
Organism: Amaranthus tricolor (Joseph's coat)
Lineage: Eukaryota; Viridiplantae; Streptophyta; Magnoliopsida; Caryophyllales; Amaranthaceae
Product: FHA domain-containing protein PS1
Exons: 6
Coding region: 185-3412 (1075 amino acids)
Cellular component (GO): nuclear membrane
Molecular function (GO): protein binding
Source: RefSeq, a predicted model, not a curated record
UACAAAUAAGGCAAAUUCUGUACUCGAAAGUAGCCGUUACAUAAUACAUCCAACACCGUACGUUUUUCAAGAUUUCAAAUGCUAAAACCCCACUCAAAAAAUACCAGUUUUGCAUCAGUGAAACCCAAUUUUUUUUGAAGAACCUUCAUCUGAAAAACCCUAAUCAUUUCCUCAUAAUCUAACCAUGGAAAACCAGAAAGAAUUGCACAUCCCAGUAUUUUCUGUUUGGAAGAACAACACCAUUCUCAAGAACAUUUUUCUCAUUAAUUCACCUCCUUCAAUCCCUAAUGAAACCCAGAAAGAAAAGAGUGAAAUUUGUAAAACCCAGCAAGAUUUUGAAGAAACAUUAGUAGUUGGUCGACAUCCAGAUUGUCAUAUUCGGGUAGAACAUCCUAGUAUUAGUCGUUUUCAUCUUCGAAUUCAUUCAAAACCCACUUCUAAGCAUCUCUCUGUCACUGAUUUGUCCUCUGUGCAUGGAACUUGGGUUUCUGGAAAAAAGAUAAAAGCAAAUGUUAGAACAAGAAUGAAUGAGGAUGAUACUUUGAGAAUUGGAGGAUCUAGUAGGGUUUACAAGUUGCACUGGAUUCCUUUGAGUCAAGCUUAUGAUGUUUCCAACCCGUUUGUGCCCCCCUUGGACUUAGCGGCAGCACAAGAAGAUAAGGAAGAAGAGAUCAUCAUUGAUGAGAGUCCACUAGAAUUGCAAAACAAGGAGGUUCAAGCUGUUGAUUCAACUUCAAAGGACAUAGAAUUCAGUGUUGUGUGUGAUAAAGAUGAAUUGGCAAAAGUGCAAGUUCCUCAUCAAACAGAAGAAAAUCUUAUCGCGCUGGAUGAAUUAGCCCAAGUGGCACAGGAAGAGAUGCCACCUGAUCCUCCUACGCGAAAAGUGAAUUUCGAAAAUGUUAAUGAAAGUUUGCAGUCUCAGGAUUCUAUGCUGGAAGGUCUGGUGCCUUUAUUUCUAGGUGAGAACUGGGAAUGGAUUGGACAAGAUGGGAAUUAUAUUGCAUGUCCUACCGAAGAAGGUUAUCCCGCGGAAGUUAAGCAUGAAUACAGGGAUUAUACUGGUUCUGUUUUAGAGGGUUUGGAUUCUUCAUUUCUGGAUGAGAAUUCCGAACUGCUUAUUCACGAUGUGAUCCCAUUGGUGCCUUCAGUAAUAGAAGAUUUAGCAGUCCAUAUGGCAACAGACUUGCAAAAUGCUAUUGCCGGAGAAAGAGGAGGAGGGGUUGUGUCUGGAAUGAUUCAAAAUGAUGGUGGACGACAUGUUGAUACCGUUUUGGAGGGUUUGGAUACUUUGUUCCUGGAUGAGAACCUUGAAGUUCUUGUUCAGAAAGGUACCCCAUUAGCGCCUUCAAUGAUUGAAGACAUGCCGGUUCAGAUGGAAACAAACUUGAAUACCACUACAAUCGAAGCAAGUAUUCCAUUGGUGCCUUCAGUGGUAGAAGACUUAGCAGUUCAUACGGCAACGGACUUACAUAAUGCUAUGGUCGGAGAAAGAGAAUGUGGGGUUGUGUCUGGAAUGAUUCAAAACGAUGGUGGACGACAUGUUGAUACCUUGAGUUUGGAUAUUUUGUUCCCGGAUGAGAACCAUGAACUGCUUGUUCAGAAAGGUACUCCAUUAGCAACUUCAAUGAUUGAAGACAUGCCGGUUAAGAUGGAACCAAACUUUAAUACCACUACAAUCGAAGAAAUACAAAGCGGAAUUGAGUCUGAAACAAUUCCAAAUGAAAAUCAGAUCCCACAGGAAAAAAAGGAUAUUCAGGAUGAUGUGUGGAAUUUCUGGUGUGGAUCACUUAUUCCCCCAGCAUCCCUCACCACUGAAAGGGUUGUUCUUAGCAACGAGAAUAUUCAUCUUGAAAACGAACAUCAGUGCCAAGAAAACGAAUCUGACCCAUGUAUACCGUCUGAAAGGAAAGGUUUGGAAAACGUGAACGUUGACCAGGAUUCAUCAAUCAAAGACACGAAUGGGACCAAACUAUGGAGUUUCUGGUCUGGUAAUAUGGGGGUGGAAUCUUCUGUGUGUUCGUCAUUGUCCGAUGCAGAAUUCUUGUCAGAGUCUGAAUACAACAAAUCUUCAAGAUAUAGCGACCAGAGUCCACCCCUCAGCUCAAUCAAGAGUGCAUUCGGGAGUCCUCUGAUAGAAUCUGAUCAAAAGUCCGCAAGUUGCAUAUGGUUGAGAAGAGGAAAACUUCAAAGUGCUCCUCAAAUUUUAACAAGCAGAUCCGCAGGAAAGAAAACAAGGAGUGAGCAAAGGAAGGUCAAGCAUGAACCUCUUUGUAAGGCGCUCUUUCAAGAAACGGAUGCUCAGAAAGACGAGGAGGAAAUUUACACCCCGGAUAAAGAAAAUUUCACUCCGAAUGCUCGUAGGUCGAUGAAAAAGAGGACUAUGUUGAGAGAAUUGAAGAAUUCAAAUGCAGGAAAAUCAUUCUUUUCAAAUGUGAUCGGAAAUUCUAAAGUCGACUAUGAGGACAGCCUUUCUCCCUCAUCCGAUAAAGAGAAUAACUCACCCGGAACUUUCCUACAGCAGGAAACAACGCUCCAUGCUUCUGUAAAUAAGCCCAAGUCAAUUCAGCUGAGAGAGAGAAGAGGGGAAAGAAUGCCUUUUCAGUCCCUUCUCGCGGAUUCACCUCAGAGGAAUACAUCGGAAACUUGCUUUCCUGAUGCAAUUCUGAACAAGGACAAAUGCUCUGGCCAGAAGAUACGAGAAUGGAGAAUGUUGGUGGAUACUACUACAUUACUGAACAAAAAAUCCAGAAAGGCGUUGCAACUUCUCGAAGGUCUUAAAGGAACCCGACUUAUCAUUCCCCGAAUAGUCAUAAAUGAUCUUGCUUGUUUGAAACGACAAACAAGUUUCUUCAGAAGAAAUACAGAGGUGUCAUCCGCAUUAGAUUGGAUUGAAGAUUGCAUGGCUAAAUCACAGUGGUGGAUCCAUGUGCAGAACUCCUCAGAAGAAGCCGGACCAGUUGCACCAACCCCUCCUGCAUCGCCUUGCUCUCAUGUCAGUUCGAGCUCCAUCUUCUCGAACUUUGUAAAUCCACCAGAACUUUUGUCACCCGCUGUGGAAGACCAUGUUAUUGACUACGCUCUUAGCUUAAAGAGUAAAGUUAAUGAAGGACAGCUCGUCCUUCUUAGUUGUGAUGUCGCAUUGAAGAUUAAGGCCAUGGCAGAGGGUGUAAUCUGUGAGACACCCGAAGAUUUCAGAGAAAGCUUGGUGAAUCCGUUUUCUGAGAGAUUUCUGUGGGCUGACAGUUCGCCAAGAGGUCAAACUUGGUCGUGCUCGGAAGAUAUUGUUCUAAGGGAGAAGUUUUAUCCAAGCUCAUUGAAGAUGACACCCAAAGCUAUGGAGAAUGUGAAGGGUCUGAAGCUGAUACUGCUUCAUAACUCGCAGUAUUUCGAACGAAUGACCACGAUUCACUAGGAUGAUUAUGCUUCAAAAUCAAUACGGUGUGUUGGUUUGAGUCUGAUAAUUUCAAAUCAAAUUCAUAGGAUUUUGAACUGAAUUGUGCAUUAUCAUUAGGAUGAUAAUGCAUUCAUGCUGGAACUCCCUGUGACUUAAAUACUGGAAUGAUGUUGAUCUAUGAUCACUUCAAUACAAGCAUACUCUACUAA